AUGAAGCUCUUGCUCACAAGCCUCUCCUUUUUACUUCUCGCUGUGUCCCAGACAUGGGCUGCUAUGCCAAGUAAAAUUUAUGGUGUAAACCUGGGAUCCUGGCUUGUGCUUGAAUCAUGGAUGCUACCCCAAGGAUGGCUUGACAUGGGUGGUCAGUCGUGUUCUGACUGUUCGACCUGCAUUGCUACCGAAUCUUCCUUCGCCAAGGCAUAUCCCGAUACCGUCAAUGAAAAGUUUGCUCAACAUUGGGACACCUGGUUUACGCAAGACGAUGUCAACCAACUCAAGGCAGCCGGAAUUAACACUGUUAGAGUUCCCCUUGGCUAUUGGAUCGUCGAAGCGCUCGUGGACUGGCCAAUUGAAACAUAUCCUCAAGGAGGGUUGACUUAUCUCCGUCGGGGUUUAAGUUGGCUCCAGGAUGCCGGUAUUACUGCUAUUCUCGAUCACCACGCACUUCCGGGUGUACAGACACCCAACCAACAAUUUACUGGAAACUGCACGACCGAUAUUCAAUUUUACACUCCUUAUAACUACCACCGUGCUUUAGUGUGGACUGCUGUUAUGGCCACUCUUUCACAUCUUGACCCUAACUUCGGUAGCGUGGCUGCUAUCGAGGCUGUAAAUGAGCCAAUCAUGGAUGCAAAUGAGACUCCGGAUUAUGGGUACUUCCAGAAGUAUUUUGUGGAGACUGUUCGCGCAGUUGAGCUGAUGCUAGGAAUUUCCGUACCAAGCAUGUCUCUUAACGUCUCCGUUUCGUCCAGUAAUGUUACUGCUGCGAUGAUCGAAGUCUCCAGCUAUUCAAUUUUCAGCCCUGAAGUCCAAUCUGCAUUGGCAGCGGCUGCCCCAAUUUUGCUCGAUAUCGGUUCCCAGUUUAGUAUGGAGACUAUUUUCGAUUUCAACCUCACUUCAGCGCCUCUUUACAACAGUCGAGAGCCAUUGAUUACCAAUUUUAUGGAUGUCAAUUGGCAAUACGAUAAUCCUCCCAACCCUGCAUAUGCUGCAAUAGGGCCUCAAGGAUAUGACAACCAUCUUUACUACUCGUCAGGAGUGGCUGAUCCUAACCCAACCGCUUACCUUGAAAGCGUCUGCAAUUUGAAUCGUAUCCAGGCUGACGCGGCUCUCGGCGAUACCCCUCUAUGGUUUGGAGAAUGGGGGUUACCUACUCAGUUUAACGCAACGGAUGAAUUUCUAUACCAGUGGGCUGAUGCUCAAAAGUGGGCAUACAGUAAAGGCGCGGGAUGGAUUUUCUGGAAUUUCAAGACAGAAAUCUCAGAGUUGGCCGCUGGGCUAGCUAGACAAUGGUCUUAUUUGGAAGGUUUGAAAUUGGGUUUCUUUACGAUGGAUCCAUCACAGUACAACAAUGCCAGCGUGUGUGAUGCGUACAUAAACAGCACGAGCACUUGA
Serpula lacrymans var. lacrymans S7.9 is the source of this 1404-nucleotide messenger RNA. RefSeq names its product glycoside hydrolase family 5 protein. The transcript has 14 exons. Lineage: Eukaryota; Fungi; Basidiomycota; Agaricomycetes; Boletales; Serpulaceae. Gene Ontology annotation, biological process: glucan catabolic process. Gene Ontology annotation, molecular function: beta-glucosidase activity. Gene Ontology annotation, cellular component: cell surface; extracellular region. The record is from RefSeq and is a predicted model, not a curated record. The coding region runs from base 1 to 1404 and encodes 467 amino acids.